AAACUCAGCAGGUAUAAAAAGGUAACAUGUGAGUUUCUUUUUCUACAUAGCCUUUCACACUGUGUCAGAGCCUGUGUGUCUGAGAGAUAGAAGCAGAAUGGAGAAGUCCAGGAAAAAAUUUACUGAUCUUGUAGAUAAGGCAACAGCAGAAGCCAGUUCAAUGCGUCGUGAAGAACUGCUGUUUUCUUACAAUGGAAUUCUCUACCCUGUCACUUUUUGUAGUCCUGAAACAUUCAGAGCCUUGGAGUCCUUUGAAGCCAGAAGUGAUGAUAUCAUUUUGGCAGGAUACCCUAAAUCUGGCACAAACUGGCUAACUCAAAUCUUAACUGACCUGGUAACCGUAUCUCAAAAGAAAACACAGGAUAGAGAAGGCAUUGCGAAUUAUGAACUAGAAGAAUUCCCCUACCUUGAAGUUGGAGAUGCUGAGAAAUAUGAGAGAAUGACCAAAUUACCUUCUCCAAGAUUUAUGGUUACUCAUCUCCGUCCUGAAAACCUUCCCAAGUCUAUCUUCAAAAAUAAAGUCAAGAUAUUGUUACUGAUUCGUAACCCAAAGGAUGUAGCAACAUCUUAUUACCAUUUUUCCAAUGGCCUGGCUAGUGCUCCCUCCUACGAGACCUGGGAUGAUUUUUUCACAGAUUUCAUGUCAAAGAAAGUGGCCUGGGGAUGCUACUUUGAAUACCUUUCCCAAUGGAACAAAUAUGCUGAUGAAGAAAAUAUUAUGACAAUAACUUAUGAAGAGCUAAAAGAGAAUCGUCUCCUGGGUGUGAAAAAGAUAGCUGCUUUCUUAGAGAUUUCACUGACUGAGGAAGAGCUUCAGCUUGUGGUAGAGAGGAGCAGCUUUCAGGCAAUGAAGAAGAACUCUCAGAAGACCCAUGGGGCAAUCGGCGACAUUCUCUUUCGCAAAGGUAGGAAACUGCAAGUGGUUCAGAGGUAG
Molecule: messenger RNA, 934 nt
Organism: Empidonax traillii (willow flycatcher)
Lineage: Eukaryota; Metazoa; Chordata; Aves; Passeriformes; Tyrannidae
Product: sulfotransferase 6B1-like
Exons: 6
Coding region: 98-934 (278 amino acids)
Biological process (GO): sulfation
Cellular component (GO): cytoplasm
Molecular function (GO): sulfotransferase activity
Source: RefSeq, a predicted model, not a curated record